UGUUUUCUUAUAGCUCUCCAUUUCCAAGAUUCCUUAAAAUUACCAAAAUGCCAUCCUUCUUCUAAGUACCAAACUGCCACUCAUUAGAGCUCCUGCAAAACCCUGCAGAAAUUCUUUAAUUUGGAUUUGAUAGAUGAUGAAGAUUAUCAGAACCUUCUCUCUGGUGAUUUUUCUAGGGUUUAUUACUGUAGUGGCGGUUGAUGGGAUAAAUCUCUGGCCGAUGCCAAAGUCGGUGAGCUAUGGAUCGUUGUCGUUGUAUCUGAGCAAGGAAUUCGAGCUUCGAACUGACUAUAAAGAUGCUUCCGGGAUAUUGAAGGAAGGAUUCUCGAGGUUUCUUGAUGUUAUCGAAUCUGCGCAUGUUGUUGAUGGGACAGUGACUGGUCAGGCAGCUGCUCUUGAAGGAUUGCAUGUGGUCGUUUCAUCGUCAGAUGAUGGGUUACAGUUUGGUAUUGAUGAGUCCUACAAGUUAUCUAUACCUGCAACCAGAAGUCCUAUAUAUGCUCAUCUUGAGGCACAGACAGUAUACGGGGCUCUUCAUGGAUUGCAGACUUUUAGCCAAUUGUGCCAUUUCAACUUCACAACCAGGAUAAUAGAAGUUCACCGGGCACCAUGGGUCAUCAUAGAUCAGCCAAGGUUCUCUUAUCGUGGGCUUUUAAUUGAUACUUCUCGACAUUAUCAGCCUUUGCCGAUGAUAAAGAAUGUCAUUGAUGCUAUGGCCUAUACAAAGUUGAAUGUUCUACAUUGGCAUAUCGUAGAUACAGAGUCUUUUCCAUUGGAGAUACCCUCAUAUCCAAAACUGUGGAAUGGUGCUUAUUCUGUUUCAGAACGCUAUACAACUGCUGAUGCAGUUGAAAUUGUACAGUAUGCACAGAAACGAGGGAUUAAUGUAUUGGCCGAGAUUGAUGUACCAGGGCAUGCUCUCUCAUGGGGUAUUGGCUAUCCUUCUCUAUGGCCAUCCUUGGAUUGUCAGCAGCCACUUGAUGUCAGUAAUGAGUUUACGUUCAAAGUAAUAGAUGGAAUUCUUUCAGAUUUCAGCAAGGUAUUCAAGUUCAGAUUUGUUCACUUGGGAGGUGAUGAGGUUGACACAAGUUGCUGGAUGGUAACUCCUCAUGUAAAGAAAUGGUUAAAUAAACAAGGACUGAACGGAUCUCAAGCUUAUGAAUACUUUGUCUUGAGAGCACAGAAAAUAGCAUUGUCCCAUGGGUAUGAAAUUGUCAACUGGGAGGAGACAUUCAACAACUUCGGCAGCAAAUUAAGCCCAAAAACAGUGGUGCACAACUGGCUCGGUGGAGGUGUUGCUCAGAAAGUGGUUGCUGCAGGGCUGAGGUGCAUUGUCAGCAACCAGGACAAGUGGUAUUUGCACUACUUGGAUACCUCAUGGCAGCAAUUUUACAUGAACGAGCCACUCACAAACAUCACAAACCCGAAACAGCAGAAACUAGUCAUUGGGGGUGAGGUAUGCAUGUGGGGCGAGCACAUUGAUGGAUCAGAUAUUGAGCAAACCAUUUGGCCACGUGCUGCAGCAGCUGCAGAACGUUUGUGGACGCCCUUUGAGAAGCUGGCUAAGGAUCCAAAGAAGGUUACAGGAAGGUUGGCUCACUUCAGGUGUCUGCUGAAUCAAAGAGGUGUUGCUGCUGCCCCAUUGGCCGGACCUGGUCGAGUCGCCCCUGACGAACCAGGCUCUUGCUAUAGGCAGUAGUCUGCUCCAAUCCAUUGGCCAGAAAGUUGCCAAGUUUGUGUAACAUUCUACAGGUUGUGAUGCGCAUGAUUCUGACCUGCGGAUUCGACCAAUCGAUUCCUCGGAAGAAAGGAUUGCCUCAUCGAUGUCUGAAAUUCAGGUAGGAUUUUUAUUGUUAUUUUUAUUUUUUGAAAUAAAGCAUUUUGCCCCCUCAGCAUAAAUUGGGCAGUGUCGUGGGUUAAUUUGCCUUGUAUUAUGUGAAACAGUUUUUCUUGAUCAAUGCACUCAUUGCUUAGCUGCAGUGAUAGUUACAGCCA
Molecule: messenger RNA, 1995 nt
Organism: Magnolia sinica
Lineage: Eukaryota; Viridiplantae; Streptophyta; Magnoliopsida; Magnoliales; Magnoliaceae
Product: beta-hexosaminidase 3-like
Exons: 15
Coding region: 134-1699 (521 amino acids)
Biological process (GO): glycosaminoglycan metabolic process; carbohydrate metabolic process
Cellular component (GO): membrane
Molecular function (GO): beta-N-acetylhexosaminidase activity
Source: RefSeq, a predicted model, not a curated record